This is a messenger RNA of Botrytis deweyae, 675 nucleotides long. RefSeq lists its product as uncharacterized. Lineage: Eukaryota; Fungi; Ascomycota; Leotiomycetes; Helotiales; Sclerotiniaceae. The record is from RefSeq and is a predicted model, not a curated record. The transcript has a single exon. Bases 1 to 675 code for a protein of 224 amino acids.
AUGACUCCUCUCGGAGGAAUCAGAUAUCUGAUCGCGCAUGCGCCGAGAGAAGCACUUGGUGAUUCAGAACAGGAAAUUCAGGAGUCGAUAUCCUUUCUUGAAGCAAUAGAAUGGGUACUCGUGAAAACGGAACGCGAGAGAAUGGACAGAAGAUUGAAUUACUCAGCUCAGGACAUCGGACAGCGCCAUAUAACUUCCACCGAUGCGACUAACAACCACGAAGCCACUGAGGAAGGCACCGCUAGUGUCGUCACUAAGAAGGAAGGCGUUCAGGGCAAUGUCACCGAAGAAGUCGCCAUUGAAGUCUUUCACGAAGAUCUCGUCAAGAAGAGUACUGCCGAUGAGAAAGUCGCGAAGAAACCUGAUUGCGAAGAUAUUGUUGUGGAUGGAGUCACCGAGCAAAGCAAAAUUGGAGAUUCCGUUCAGGCGGAUCUUCUCUUGUUGGGUAUGGACAUGGAGGAUGACGCCGAGAAGAACAACAUUGAGAAAGGUGUUAUCGCGAGAAAUGUCCCCGGAAUUCUUAUGAACAAUUACAACAAUUCGGACGCCAAUGAUGAUUUCGAGAACUCUGGAGCCUAUUACCAUAUCAUAUUGAAGAUGGAUUGUGGCGACAUCGACGAAAAGGUUGUUAAGGCUGAGAGCGAAGACAACGAUGAUGGCCAGGCUCUAGCUUGA